AUGAAUAAAGUGAACAAUUGGAGAUGCACUGUUGGAGUGCAAGCAACCCCUGGCCUGGGGCAGCGAGUAGAGGGUUGUGUAUACAGAAAAACCCCUGUGAAGAGAAGGGCCAGAGUUGAAACUGGAGUAUGUGGGAAGACUGUACUUUUGAGAACACCGAAAAAGCUUGAGACUCCCAGGAGGAAGAGAGUGAGGGCUUCCACUGUCCAAGAGAUGCAUCUUAAAGUGCCAAUGCCAGUAGUUAAUGGGUUAGUACCCUCAGGAAGCUCUCUAGUCGUGAAAAGCAAUCCUCUGUACACUGGAGGCCAGCAAGGAGUUGAGAGUACAAGUCAGAUGCAUAUGCAAGGUACACGUAUACAGAAUGAAAACCCGGAGAGUCAGAUGUCCGUCCCAUGUGAUGGAGCCAGAAACCCAACAUUUUAUGGCCAACGCAAAAACAUCAGGAAGACAAAAGAACAAGAAAUGAUUACUGCCAUCGUUGACCUUGUACAGUAUGGGGAGAGAUUUGAAAAGAAAACAAAAACCAAGUCAAUUGUGAGAAAGGCAAAAACAGUACUGGGGAGACGUAGAAAGUCCUCACGACUGGACAUCACUAAACUGAAGUCGCCUGACAGAAAGGGAGCAUUCUUUUUACGCCCAAGGCAAAGAAGUACCACUCGAUCGCCUUAGAUUUGUAACUUGUUUUAUAUAGCUAUUAUACAUGUUUAUAUUAUAUGUAUUAUUAUGAACUAGCUGUUUCACGUAAGUUAGCCAUAACUUUUUUUAGGGUAUAUAGUUUGGUAACAAAUAUUAUACAAACAUCAUAA
Molecule: messenger RNA, 806 nt
Organism: Halichondria panicea
Lineage: Eukaryota; Metazoa; Porifera; Demospongiae; Suberitida; Halichondriidae
Exons: 6
Coding region: 1-669 (222 amino acids)
Source: RefSeq, a predicted model, not a curated record